ACAUUUGUAAGUCGACAUGGAGAGCAACAAGUGUUCUGAGGAAUUGUCCGUCCAGCCGUGUGACCCUUGUAACUACGACAACACGCCGCGGGAUUCUAGAGGAUACUGUUUCGAUUGCAACGAAUACCUUUGUAAUGAGUGCAUUCAGUUUCACCGGAAGUUUCAGGCCACGCGAGGGCAUCCGAUUGCUACAGAGGAGUCCAUGCCAAAGACGAGGUUGGCCUCUGACGGCGAAAAGCUUUCCAUAUUAUUAUGCGAUGAUCACAGAAUGAAACAGUGCGAGUUUUAUUGCAAAUGUCACGAUGUUGUCUUUUGUGGACUUUGUAAAGCCAUGAAACACAAUGAAUGCAGUAUAGAGACGAUUAAUGACAUCUGCAGUGAAGAAGAUACGAUUCGCAAACAAUUUACAGAACAUUGCGACCAGCUUAAGAAACAAACGGAGGUGUUAAAGAUGAAUAAAUUGAGCAUUUCUGACAAAAUAGAUCAAGCAAAACAGUCUAUCAAAGAAUGCAAAGAAUCUGUACAAGAGAAAAAAACUAAGGUUUUGGAGCUUUUCUCCUGCUUGGAAACUGUUAUACAAGAGUCGGAGGAAGAACUGCUUGAACAUUGUCUAAAAACUCGACAAAGCAUACAACUAUACGAUGAUAUGAUGAAUCAUGUUAAUGACACAAAUGAUAAAAUACAGCAAGCCGAGAAACAAAAGUCUCUCGCAGCGUUAUUCAUCAUGAAGAUAAAAAGUCAGAAUGUCCUCAAAGAAUGUAAAUACGCCGCCUGUCUAUUACAGGGGCAGAAAGACCAAUUGUUCACGAUAUCCUUCGAAAUAACUUCAGAUUUGACGACUGUUCUUGAAAAGGCAAUAAAUCCAGGAAAAAUCAUAAAAACAAAUCUAAAAACGCAAAGUGAAAUAACGGAGACUAACAAUGAAAAUGCGAAAAGACCCAGUAAUGAUUCACCGGAUAAUACACGACAAUCACUUGUUGUACAGAAGGAGGAAACCAAAGUUGAAGCUACAUUGGAAGUGGCCGCGGCUAAAACAGAUAUUCCGGGGACAAAUUCGCGUGAUACGAGUAAUCAGCCACGCCCAACGUCAGUUCUUGAACUUAAGUGGAGAGAUAAGUUGAUAUUUAUGGAUAAACACUUUCGAGAUAACACGGCGUUGCAGCAAAGAAAAUUUCAAAACAAAAAAUACGUUUUCGAUCAGAUGACACCAGAAAUAACAAAAAAACUUGAUGUGAAUGUCAGUUCUGAUAAAGACAAAAGCUACAUCACCGGAGUUGUUGUACUCCCGUCUGGCCGUGCAGUGCUAUGUGAUAACAGUAAUGGAAAACUUAAAUUGUUAAACAAUCAGUUUCAAGUUGUAUAUGUUCUUAAGGUUUCGAGCAAACCAUUUGAUGUAUCAAAACGAAAUGCAGAGGAGGUAAUUAUUACAGUGAGUAACGACCGAGUGUUAAUGUUCGUAUGCGUUUCAGAAAAUGGUUUAAGUUUUCACAAGAAACUUGCUACAAAGCGUUUUAACUGGGGCAUUGAAGUCUUACAUGAGAAUAUAUUUGUCACCCAACACAAUAAUCCUGGACAAGGUAGCCUACAGGUCAGAAAGAUGGACGGUCAAGUUUUGUUUGAAAUAAACUUUAGUGACUGGUAUGGAUCGGACGUUUUGCAGGCGCCAUGCUAUAUUUCAAUUCAUUUCUCAAGAGAGGCAUUUCUAGUAUACGUGACCGGAAGUUACGAAGAUGGGAUGGUGAAAGUAGAUUUAAUGAAGGGCAAUAUUGCAUAUAUUGACUGUAAAGGGUUUUCUUGGCCUAAAGAUAUGAUAACAGAUGCGAAUGGCAAAUGUCUUCUGGCAGCCCGAUUUUGCCAUAAACUUAUACUGCUGGAAAAUGAUCACCGCGAAGUAGGCAAGAGCACCAAUGAAACAUCACUCCGUUCGCGCUUGCUGUCAAGGACUGUGACUACUUGGUUAUCUGAAAUAAAGGACCCACAAUCAAUUGAUAUAAGACCAUGUGAUAAGACAGUUCUAGUUGGAACCAAAAACUCCGGUGUUUAUGUUAUACAGGCGGUAUGAACCGCAGUUUUGAUGAUAACAUUCAGAAAAUUGUGUAAAAAAUAUAAAUAAUAUGUUUGUGUCUUUAUUUAUAUAAUGUUUGCUUACAUUGGUUAUGAGUUCGAUUGUCGUUUGCAAAACACCUGUUCCUUGUUUACUCACACUAGGGCACUGGAGCAUUGGCAAUUUCAAUGUCAAAUAAUCAUAGGAAAACGCAUGCGUUUACGUGUAGUCGAUAAACUCA
Messenger RNA from Mya arenaria, 2285 nucleotides. RefSeq lists its product as uncharacterized. The transcript has a single exon. The record is from RefSeq and is a predicted model, not a curated record. Lineage: Eukaryota; Metazoa; Mollusca; Bivalvia; Myida; Myidae. Bases 17 to 2062 code for a protein of 681 amino acids. Gene Ontology annotation, molecular function: zinc ion binding.